This is a messenger RNA of Nematolebias whitei (Rio pearlfish), 1161 nucleotides long. Its product is annotated as carbohydrate sulfotransferase 5-like. Gene Ontology annotation, molecular function: N-acetylglucosamine 6-O-sulfotransferase activity. The transcript has a single exon. The record is from RefSeq and is a predicted model, not a curated record. Bases 1 to 1161 code for a protein of 386 amino acids. Gene Ontology annotation, biological process: N-acetylglucosamine metabolic process; carbohydrate metabolic process; sulfur compound metabolic process. Gene Ontology annotation, cellular component: Golgi membrane. Lineage: Eukaryota; Metazoa; Chordata; Actinopteri; Cyprinodontiformes; Rivulidae.
AUGGGACGCUACUACAGAGUUACCUUCAAGACUAUGAUUUUUCUGGUGUUCUUGCAGGGGACAGCAGUGGUGCUCUUCCACAGCUGGUUCAUUCACCUCAGUGUCUCUGAAUCUCCUCCUCAAGGCAAAGUUCAUGUCUUGCUGCUCUCAUCGUGGCGAUCAGGUUCAUCCUUCCUGGGUCAGGUUUUCAGUCAGCACUCGUCUGUUUUCUAUCUAAUGGAGCCCGCCUGGCAUGUGUGGUCCAACGUGGAGAAACCUAGUGCAAAGCUCCUUCGAAUGGCUGUUAGGGAUUUAAUGCGGAGUCUAUUCAAGUGUGAUUUCUCAGUAAUGGACUCCUAUCUGCCAGAAAACUAUAAUGUGUCCACCUUGUUUGCAUGGACUGACAGUCGGGCACUUUGUGCACCUCCAGCCUGUUCUCUCACAGUGACCAACACGACUCUGUGUCAAGACAAAUGUGAUGCUCAAGGCUUGCUCAAAGCUGAGAAGGCCUGCAACAUAUACAGUCAUGUGGUAUUAAAGGAAGUGCGAUUUUUUGAGCUGGAAUCUCUUUACCCCCUGUUGCAAGACCCCAGCCUGGACCUCAGAAUUAUUCAUUUGGUCCGAGACCCUCGGGCUGUGAUGAAUUCUAGAGAAGCAUCACGCAAAGCAUUUGUGUUAGAUAGCUCUAUUGUCUUGGAGCAAAAGGAAACACCUUUAUAUAUGGUCCAGUAUAAAGUCCUGCAGAAAAUUUGCCAUAGCCACAUACGCAUCAAUGAGAGGGCAGUCUUAAAACCUCCUCCGUUUUUAAAAGGCCGCUACAAAAUGAUACGUUAUGAAGAUCUGACACGCAACCCACUAAAGGAAAUCAACGAACUGUAUGAGUUUGUAGGUUUAGAGAUGACUAGUGGGAUGGGGGAAUGGAUCUAUAAAAAGACUCAUGGAAUGGGGAAAGGCACCAAGAAACAGGCUUUCCAGAUCACUUCUAGAAAUGCUUCUCUUGUUUCUCAGGCAUGGCGCACCAGGCUGCCAUUCUACAAGGUCAAGCGUGUUCAAGAAGUUUGCAAAGAGGCCAUGGAACUGCUCGGCUACAGGACAGUUGACAAUCUAAAGGAACAGAGGAAACUUGACAUAGAUCUGUUAACUCCAAAGGAACCAUAUCUGUUCAACUGGAGGCCAGCUUGA